This is a messenger RNA of Fonticula alba, 558 nucleotides long. RefSeq lists its product as hypothetical. The record is from RefSeq and is a predicted model, not a curated record. The transcript is spliced from 3 exons. Lineage: Eukaryota; Rotosphaerida; Fonticulaceae. The coding region runs from base 69 to 524 and encodes 151 amino acids.
CCGCCCCUCUCCCUGACCCUCCCUCCUCUUUGGCCUCCCUUCACCUGUUCCUUAAGCCAAAUAGCGUCAUGCCCCGAAGCGGCGCCUCACCCUCCACCCGAAAUGGCGUCGAUGACUCCAUCGAGUAUGAGUACUACGAAACAGUUGAAGUCAUCUCGUCGGAGCCGCUUCCCGAGUCGCAAGUUUUUAUGUGCGACUUUGGUGGCCAGUCCCCAUCAUUUCUCCUGUCGCCGCACACGGUGGUCUCUGUGUCGGGCCUCGAAACGGGGGAGCCUCUUUUUCAAUUCACCGAGAUGUCAGCCCCUCCGUCGGCGUCUGACGCAUCAGCUGCUGCUGCCGCCACCUCGGCUGACCUGGCUCCACACGUCCAGGGGCCCUCGCAGCUGUUUCAGGGCUCCUUCGUCCAUUCACUCGGAACAGACAUGAUCUUCGAGCGCGCGGCAGAUGGAGCAGGAGAGCCGACUUACCUGGGGGCAACCACCAACCGUCUGCGGAUGCAUCAGAUGUCGGUGACUCAGUCAUAGCGCGUGGUCCCUCUCUCCCUCCCUCCCUCCCUCU